GCAUCGAGUACCGAAUUUGCAAUUAUUAAACCAAACCCACACAACUCUUUUUCUCUGUCUUUGCUUUCGAUUUUCUCUCUCCACACGCUCUCUUUCUUCGCCUUCACCUCUCGAUUUCUGCGAUUAUUAUCUCUUAUUUUCUAAUUUUAAUUAAUUUAAGGGUUUCGGGAAUUAACAUCUGGUUCGAUUUUGCGCGUCAAGAUCGGCCAAAGUUCCUUCAAAUUUGUUGAAGCAUAGGAGAGGAUAUUUACCUCAUGGAAUCCUCAAAAGAGACAGGCUGCCAAGCUCCAGAAGGGCCAAUUCUUUGCAUUAACAAUUGUGGAUUUUUUGGUAGUGCAGCGACCAUGAAUAUGUGUUCUAAGUGCCACAAAGAGAUGAUCUUGAAGCAGGAGCAAGCCAAGCUUGCAGCUUCAUCAAUUGAGAAUAUUGUCAAUGGCAGCUCAACUAACAAUGGGAAGGAGCCUGUGGCUACUGGUGCUUUGCCUAUACAGGUUAUGCCAGUGGACUUGGAAGCAGUUUCUACUCAAGCAUCGAUUAAUGUUUUAGCUGGGCUGGGCUCAGAGGUGAAGGUGAAAGAGGGGCCAAACAGGUGCACCACUUGCCACAAACGUGUGGGUUUAACUGGUUUUAACUGCAGAUGUGGAAAUCUUUUCUGUGCUGUGCAUCGCUAUUCUGAUAAGCAUGAGUGCCCAUUUGACUAUCGCAAUGCUGCUCGGGAUGCAAUAGCCAGAGCAAAUCCUGUUGUCAAAGCAGAAAAGCUGGAUAAGAUCUAAAGUUACCAACUGAAGCAUUGUGAGCAUUGCUGAAGGUGUAAGGCAUAAGGAUUUGGGCAUCUUUGCAUUCUGGUGAACUUUGGAAGUCCAUCCUUUUGUACUGGCUACUAUUGCUUGGGUUGCUCCAGUAUCUUAGUUCUUUGUGCAGGCUUGGUGGAUGUCUUUGUGCAAUGUUUAAUUUGUCCUUCUGGUUCUUUUUCAUUUCUGUCAUCUUAAUGCAAAUGUAGCAUGCUUUAAGAGCUCUUCAAGAAGUGGGGAAUGCUAAGAAAGAUAAAGAGGGAAAUUGAAAAGGAAAAAUAUUCAUCUGCUGUAUGUCCCUGCGUAUUGGGAGACCCAGACAUAAUGCUAGAUGUGUAUAGAUGUUUGUCUCUGCUAUACAAGGAAGAACCAUCACGUUUCUUUUUUUUUCUUUUUUUUUUUUUUUUGAGCCUAAGAACCAUCACGUUUGAGUUAUCAUUUUUAGUGGCUCUCUACAACCUGUUAUUUACUUUCUUCAAUGUGUUUUUUUUAAAAUUUUUUUUGGGGG
Molecule: messenger RNA, 1299 nt
Organism: Coffea arabica (coffee)
Lineage: Eukaryota; Viridiplantae; Streptophyta; Magnoliopsida; Gentianales; Rubiaceae
Source: RefSeq, a predicted model, not a curated record